Molecule: messenger RNA, 511 nt
Organism: Ectocarpus sp. CCAP 1310/34
Lineage: Eukaryota; Phaeophyceae; Ectocarpales; Ectocarpaceae
Source: the annotation of a GenBank genome assembly
AUGUUGAUCGGUAAGAAGCGGGUGCAUUUACCGGUGUUCGCGUCCGUCUACGGCAACCCCCAGUCCCGAUAUGCACGACGCUGCAUCUCCUGUUUUUCUCUACUUCGCUUUCACCCCAUGAUUCGCCGUUUGACACAGACCUCGACACUAAAGCAAGGAGCAAGUAAAUACAAACGGGGGGGAGGAGUCCCCAACCGGGGACAGAGUGGUCACAUCCCCGGGUUUUCCAGUCAGAAACUGAUUCAAACCGCUAGAACGGUACAGCGUGGCCUCGUACAAUCGCAGAACUGCUCGACGCUCCAAAAAAAACUCUAACCACCUGAUUGCCGACUCCUUGCCAAUUCCAAGGGUNGGCGGUUUCAACCGAUUUGGAAUCAAACUAGGUUGAGUUCGGAUCGGUACAGAAAAUCCUUCAUGUCGACUACGCGUGCCGGCGUCAGCAUUCGCCCUGACCUGGAUACGCUGGCAUUCCCCACUACCCCUCCGACCACUCGACCACGACCAGCACCCC